Talpa occidentalis (Iberian mole) is the source of this 5117-nucleotide messenger RNA. It is a transcript of the gene PFKFB2, whose product is annotated as 6-phosphofructo-2-kinase/fructose-2,6-biphosphatase 2. Gene Ontology annotation, molecular function: 6-phosphofructo-2-kinase activity; fructose-2,6-bisphosphate 2-phosphatase activity; ATP binding. Gene Ontology annotation, biological process: fructose 2,6-bisphosphate metabolic process; fructose metabolic process. The transcript has 15 exons. NCBI's taxonomy places the organism in Eukaryota, Metazoa, Chordata, Mammalia, Eulipotyphla, Talpidae. Gene Ontology annotation, cellular component: cytosol. Bases 97 to 1635 code for a protein of 512 amino acids. The record is from RefSeq and is a predicted model, not a curated record.
GAUUCAGCCGCUGCUGCCGGUUGCACGUGCCGGCGACGCGGAGGGCCAGCUCGGAGCGCGGCGAACGCCGAGCAUGCCCACUCUUGAAGAGCUGCCAUGUCUGGGAAUUUUGGGUCUUCCUCGGAACAGUACAGCAACAGCUGUGAACCGAAAACUUCGAAUCUUCGCUCUGCAGAGAAGAAAUGUUCCUGGGCCUCCUACAUGACCAACUCCCCGACGCUCAUCGUCAUGAUUGGCUUGCCAGCCCGGGGCAAGACCUAUGUGUCCAAGAAGCUCACCCGCUAUCUCAACUGGAUUGGGGUGCCCACCAAAGUGUUCAACCUCGGGGUCUACCGGCGAGAAGCCGUCAAGUCCUAUAAAUCCUACGACUUCUUCCGGCAUGACAAUGAGGAGGCCAUGAAGAUCCGCAGGCAGUGUGCUCUGGUGGCGCUGGAGGAUGUGAAGGCCUACCUCACUGAGGAGAGCGGGCAGAUCGCGGUGUUCGACGCUACCAAUACCACCCGGGAGAGGCGGGACAUGAUCCUGAGCUUUGCCAAGGACAAUGCCUUCAAGGUAUUCUUUGUGGAGUCUGUCUGUGAUGAUCCCGACGUCAUCGCUGCCAACAUCCUGGAGGUGAAGGUGUCAAGCCCCGACUACCCCGAGAGGGAUAGGGAGAACGUGAUGGAGGACUUCCUGCGCAGGAUCGAGUGCUACCAGGUCACCUACCGGCCCCUGGACCCCGACGACUAUGACAAGGACCUUUCCUUCAUCAAGGUGAUCAACGUGGGUCAGCGCUUCCUGGUGAACAGAGUGCAGGACUACAUCCAGAGCAAGAUCGUUUACUACCUCAUGAACAUCCAUGUGCAGCCACGCUCCAUCUACCUCUGCCGGCAUGGGGAAAGCGAGUUCAACAUCCUGGGGAAGAUCGGGGGGGACUCCGGCCUCUCGGCACGGGGCAAGCAGUUCGCCCAAGCUCUAAGGAAGUUUCUGGAGGAGCAGGGGAUAACAGACCUGAAGGUGUGGACCAGCCAGCUGAAGAGGACCAUCCAGACGGCCGAAUCCCUAGGGGUGACCUACGAGCAGUGGAAGAUUCUGAACGAGAUCGAUGCUGGCGUGUGCGAGGAGAUGACCUACACUGAGAUCCAGAAACAGUACCCGGAGGAGUUCGCGCUGCGUGACCAAGACAAGUACCUGUACCGCUACCCUGGGGGUGAGUCGUACCAGGACCUGGUGCAGCGGCUGGAGCCGGUCAUCAUGGAGCUAGAGCGGCAGGGCAGCGUCCUCGUCAUCAGCCACCAGGCUGUCAUGCGCUGCCUCCUGGCCUACUUCUUGGACAAGGGCGCAGAGGAGCUGCCGUACCUGAGGUGCCCCCUGCACACCAUCUUCAAGCUGACCCCCGUGGCCUAUGGGUGCAAGGUGGAAACAGUUAAACUCAACGUGGAGGCUGUGGACACUCACCGGGACAAGCCAGCUCUUCCCCAAGAGCCAGACCCCCAUAAGGACGAGAAGGAACAGCUUUACGCCGCUGUCCAGUUCGAAUACAGUAAGGCGCCCACGAAAUUACAGUGUUGGGAGCCGGCCCCACAAACCUCUCAACGCCCCCCAGCCCUGGAUGUGCAAGAAGGGGCCGAGCAGCUGAAGAGCCCCCAGCACUGACGUGACACGGCAUCCCUCAGGCUGGCCCCUGUCCCUAGUCACUGAGGACGCACUCCCCCCUCAGUCCCUGCACCCCUGAGCCCUUCAGACCCAAGGGGUUUCCAGACCAGCCUGGGCUGCAGUUUGAGAUGCUGCCUCCCCUCCCCUGCCACCCCAGCCUCAGUCAGACUGGCCUCCCCUGGGGGCUUGCAGGAGGGGCAGGGUGCUCCCCUGGUGAGUGGCCGGGCUGGGGGUGCGUCACUUGCCCCUCACUGGCUCUUGUCUGUCUGGGUCCUGAGCUCGUGCGUGUCCGUGUAUGGGCCGGGGCUGCAGUCCAUGUGACUUUGGGGUGUCCCGGCCCCCAGCCUGCCCCUGUGCGCCCACCCUGGCUCAGUCCCUUGGAGGUGCUGUGUGCUGUGCUGUUGGCCUACAGGAGCCCGGCUUUCUUCCUGUGUGCUGGGCCAUGUCAUUGGCCACUAUAUGUUGGGCCAGUUCCAUCUCUUCAAGAGACAGCCUGAGCGCUCAGGACCUGACUCGGUGUACCAGUGUCCUGGCUGUGGUUUCUUGCGCGCGCCAGGCAGAGGCCUGUAGGCACCUUGGGCCCGGGACUGGGAUUUGAGGGAGGAGACCUUGGGCCUGGGGUUGGGUUUGGGGGUCUCUGCUCUGGGCGCAGCUUGGCCCACUGCACAACUUCUCCCAGGCACUGUCCUAGGCUUUCAUCCAGUCUACUAGGUUCUGGGAUCCCCCUGGAGUUGGGGCAAGCAUUGGUUCAGGUGGGGGCGGGCAGGGCUGUGCAUUGUUUCCAGUCUCUUUCAACACACUCCUUUCUCUGAGUUAAAAAAUAAAUCUUGCAUCAGCAAUUCUUGUUCCUGAUGUAGCAAAGCAUGGGUGAGUUCAGCGACCCCCAUCGGGGAGCCCCUCCCCACUGUGAUGUCCCUGGGGGUCUAGGCCCUGGGCAUCAACUCAGUUCAUUUCUCUGGGGCAGAUGGGUUUGAGCUUCUGGGGGCCUCGCCAGAGGCAGUCUGGCCGCACACACGGGUCAGGGCUGUUUCCCGAGUCCAGCCAUGUCCUGGGGUUGGUAAAAGAGGUGAAUUCACUGACCACUUGUGAGUGCCCACUGGGCACCGGAGACCUGGUAUCCCGCUGCGUGCUUAUUGGGGCCUGUGGAGCUUUUGAAGUUCCACCCAGCCUGUCUCGGGUGCCUGUGUUUAGGGUCUGGCCACAUCUGUGUUCCACACGGCCUGGAACCUGCGCCCCAGCAGGGAGGCUGAUGCAGCAGGCUGGGGGACUGCCAGCGUUUUGGUGCCGUGGUCGUCCUGGCAGCACUGGGUGACGCUUUUGGAGGAGCCGGGUCUCUGGUGCGUUGUUUCCCUGAAGUCGGUCUCCAAGAACCGGCGCCCCAGCUGUCCUGUGCUUCCUUGGCAGGUGCCAGGAGGGCAUGUGUGGUCUGGUCCUCAGGGGUGAGAGUGGGCAUGGCUAUGUGAGGACAUCACACAAGCAGCAGUUACUUGGAGGCGGGCAUGGAUGUGGCUCGGCCUGGGAAUGCCUCACCUGUUCUCUUGCCAUUGACCAUGAGGCUCCUGGGGCUGGAGGUGGGGGCCCCAGGCAAGCUGAGUGGGUCUGGAGGGCCUGGCCGAGAUGGGAUCCCAUGCUUUGGGGCGAGGAGAUCAGGCAAGGUGCAGAGCGUUUCGUGGGCUGUGUUUGGGCUGCGCCGCCUCUGAGAGGAGAGGAGACCCCUUGUGAGGGGCCUGUCACCCCCAGUCCUGUGCCAUGGGGAAGUCUCUAAAGCUCCUUGGGCCUGGGGCUGCAUCCUGAGCUGCUGUGAGGAGGAGCCAGGGGCGUCCCACACUGAGUGUUCAAGUGGUCCAGGAGAGAUUCCAGGGUUCUUCUCUGAACCCAUGUUUGAUCUUUAAGAUGCUGGCGAGGUCGUUUGGGAACAAAUCCUUGAAGUUCUCCUGUGAGCAAGAGAAAUGCUCAGGGCCUGGGUGGCUGGAGCAGAGGGGAGGCCCAUGACCGACCAGCCCAGUUCCCCAGCUGCACUCAUCUCGGGUCUCACUGAACCCCCAAAUGUGUGCAUUUUCAAAACACUCGGUAGACUUACAGGGUUUUGUGUGCGCUUUGGUGUUUGUGUUUUAUGGUGUUAAAGUUUCGUGUCAGCCAAGGACGGACCAGCAGGGCCCUCUGGCAUGUGCACGAGCCGGGGGCCAGGGUGGAGGGGAGGAGCGUGGCUUGUAGAGGAGCAGCCGCUGGCAUCAGUGUGUGGCAGGUAAAGACUGAAGUGGCGACCCCUCCUUGCUGUCACCUGUGUCCCGGCUCCUGGGCACGCCUCACAGUGUCGCUGCUCUGCGCUCCUGUCCCCUGUCCCUGCUGCGGCUGCCACAGAUGCUCGGAUGAUGCUGCACUUGUAGCCUCGUGUGCAUGAGCACUGAAUUUCGCUUUCAAAGAGCAGCUUCACAAGCUGAGGCACGCUAUGCCGCCCCGCUGCCCCGCCCCCCCAGGCUGGGGCCGGCAUCCCCCACGUCACUCACGUGUGCUUGGAUGCUUUGAAGUGAGGAGAUUGGCCCCUUUUCAUGUGGCUGCGGUUCCGUGGGCUCUUGGGAGGGCUGGGUGUGGGCUGAGCCCUGGUGGAAUGGGGACCCUCAGGGAGACCAGGCAGCGGAGGUCCUGCAGACCCAGCUUUGUUGAAGGGAGCGUGAGUCUUAUUUAGUCAGUGACCCCGAUGUCAAAAUCUGACACUCCAAGCCACAUAAGGUGUGUGUACAUGUAUUUAAAGUGCGCGCGCGCACGUGUGUGUGUGUGUGUGUGUGUGUGUGUGUGUGUGUGUGUGUAAAGAAUGGGUAAAUAAAAUUGUUGAGUCUCCUGCAUCUAUCCCAAGGCUCUGGAUGUUUUGUUGUGUUUGGGUUGUGCUUGCCCCCCCACCCCCUGCUUAUGUACCCCAACACUUCAACUGAGCUGCUCUCCCGGAGCUCAUACCAGCCGAAGCCAGUGGCCAGCUCCUGGGGCUCUGGUGUCCUGGCUCUCUCCCCCCUUCCUGGCAGACAGGGAGGACAUGCCAAGGUGCCUGGAGCUGUGUUUUUGGUGCCUGUACACAGUAAAAAAACAAUCACUUUCACCUGCACGGCCUCGCGUGGCCUGUGGCCAUCCUCCCUCGUGAAAACCUCAGGGUCUCUGAGAAUGCAGGGGCUGCGACGUGACCACCCAUGUCUGAGGAGACUGCAGUGGGGUGAAGGGGCUUGCGUCUUCUCCUGGCACAGGGCGCAGAGGGGGAGGGCACCUGUCCCAGCUGCACCCCCCCAACCCUGAGCCGCAUUAGAUGUGAGACUUGGGCCCCGGGUGCCCGCAUCAGAACCUUCAGUAACCGCAUCGCUUAUGGCCCUAGCGAGAGACACCACAAAUGCUGUCUGGGGAACACAGUGCGUGCAGGGGCUUGGGGAGAAGCUGGCUUCCGCUAUGCGGACUGACCUCGGCCUGGACGGCAGUGACUGCGCACCCGGAGCCCCCGG